GUCCUAACAAACAACACUGUCCCCUCCUAGUACUGAUCACUUUAUCUCUUCAUCAGCUAUCACAGAGCUUCCUUCCUUGUCACCUCCCAUGGCCUUCUCUGCAACUUUCUCGCAUAAUCCAUUUCCCCACCUGUCUCCUCUCCCACAACCCGCAAGGAAAAGCCUCAACUUUCUCCUUCACCUGCCGUCGGUUAGAACCAUCAAAGCAGCUGCAGAACCAGAGAAGGGGAAAGUCGCGCAGGCCAAGCCUGAAGGGGGCUCCACCAAUGCUCAGCCUGCCACUAUAAAACCACCCAAGAAGCCCGUCUACUCGAUGAAAAAAGGACAGAUUGUGAGAGUCGAUAAGGAGAAGUAUCUCAAUAGCAUUAACUAUUUAUCUGUAGGACAUCCGCCGUAUUACAAAGGUCUGGACUACAUUUACGAGGAUCGUGGCGAGGUCUUGGAUUUGAGGAUCUUCGAGACAGGUGAAUAUGCACUGGUUGCCUGGGUAGGGAUUCCGACUGCACCAGCUUGGCUUCCAACUGAUAUGCUCAUCAAGUCAGAGAAACUCAACUACGAGAGACUGUGAUCCCCAAUGCAGACAGCCGACAUUUUUACAAGUUCAUGGGCUCUUAUGUAUCUCGAGAAAUACCUCGCGUUUCAGUGUAUAUCCAUUUCACAGUUCUAUCAAUUUACCAGCAUUGUGUCCUGAGUGAAAUAUGAUCCUGAGGCAGCACAAUGAUCGAAAUUCAA
Molecule: messenger RNA, 732 nt
Organism: Punica granatum (pomegranate)
Lineage: Eukaryota; Viridiplantae; Streptophyta; Magnoliopsida; Myrtales; Lythraceae
Source: RefSeq, a predicted model, not a curated record